AUGGCGUUCGGGAGAAAUGCCAAUACUCCAGCAGAUAGUGAAACACAAGAAGAUACCUACAUCAGUGAAACACAAGCAGAUCAUACUAUUGAUGUUGAUGAUGAAGUACAACAAACACAACAAAGAUCAACAGCCCCUGAAGGAAAGGAUGCAAGCAGGCCACUUUUAGAAGAAGUUACAUUCAGUGGUGCAGGAAACAGUAAGAAUGCUGGAGGUUCUAAACAGUGGGUUUGUAACCACUGUAAAGGAAAUUUACUAGCUCGUACACCCGAAUCCAUGUCCAUUUUUUUUGGACCUGCUGUAGGGAAAACCGCCGACAUUAGAAGAUGUCCAGUCAUGGUUAGAGAUCAACAGAAGAAACGCAUUGAAGAAUCAUUUGGCAUAUUAAAGAGAAGCGUGGUGGACUUGAAGAUAGUUCGAGGAUUAUGUGCCAACGGAAUCCCUUUCAAUGUUUUACGCAACCCGCAAUUCAUUGAAAUGAUUAGCGCUAUCAAGAAUGCACCGGAUGGAUACAAACCUCCAUCAUGUGAAAAAACGAGAACCGUAUUACUUGAUGAAUGUGCUAGGGACGUUGAGAAGGAACUUACACCGAUUAAGGACACGUGGAUCACACAAGGAGUCUCAAUAGUCUCGGGUGGAUGGUCUAAUUUGAAACAUAAACCACUUAUCAAUGUCCUUGCGGUUAAUUCCCGUGGUGCAACGUUCAUGUACGCGGAAGACUUUUCGGGGGUUGAAAAAUCGAGGGUAGAAAUCUCAAAGUUUCUACUUGGAGCCAUCGAUAAUAUUGGACCAAUUAAUGUAUUACAAGUUGUAACCAGUAAUGCGGCUAAUUGCAAGGCUGCCGAGUGGGAGAUCGAAAGGAUACACAAGCAUAUUUUUUGGGAAAACUCAACAGUAGAGUUAUUGAAAGUUGCAAAAACGCGUUUUGCCUCACACUAUAUAGUUUUGAAAAGAUUAAUGGAGUGUAGGGAGGCUAUUUCUACACCCAUUGUUCUUAAUUCGUGGCGAGAAUGGGUCAAAAAUGCGGACAAACCCACUCGAAUUGAAGGGGCAAAAAUCGCCGAUAGAAUUAAAGAUGAUGAGUUUUGGGACGAUAUUGAAAAUAUAUUGGCUAUUACAAAACCAAUAUUUUUGCUAUUAAAAUUUUGUGAUGGUGAAGGUCCCAAAAUGGGAGAGAUUUAUGAAAGGAUAGAAAACAUGCUCGGUGAAAUCAAGGAUGUCAUGAGGGAAAAUAAAUAUGCAAGUUAUUACCCUCAAGUUGAAAAACUUCUUUUGGAUAGGUGGGAGAAGAUGACAAUCCCUCUUCAUUGUUUGGGAUUUGCCUUCAUUCCAAAAUUCUAUGAUAAACACUACCUAGCAAAAUUGGCACCCGGUGGCAUGACAUAA
Molecule: messenger RNA, 1386 nt
Organism: Lactuca sativa (garden lettuce)
Lineage: Eukaryota; Viridiplantae; Streptophyta; Magnoliopsida; Asterales; Asteraceae
Source: RefSeq, a predicted model, not a curated record